CUGAGCUAUUUCAGCGGGUAUUUUCACAUUUUCUCAAUAGUUACACGUAUCUGUAACAAUGACAGUUUUUACAAACCCCAGUUUCUCUCAGAGCCAAGACAAGGACAGUAACUCCUUAAUGACACCCAGCACGCAGCACACGCCCCCCACACACGCCCCCAGCACGUGCGCCCCGCCUAUGCACCCAUCUCCCCAGCUUUCUCCAGAAUUAAAACGAGGGAUUUCCCAAGAGUUGAUGUCAUCCCCCCAAUUAGACAGAUACAAAAUAGCCAAGCAGUUGACAGAAAAAGCCAUCAAGGAAAAGAAGAUCUUCUCCAUCUACGGCCACUACCCCGUGAUCCGGGCCACCCUGCGCAGGAAGGGCUGGGUGGAGAAGAAGUUCCACUCCCUGCCCAGGGCCUGUCCAGGCGCUGAGGACGCGGGCACAGCUGAGAGCAAAAGCACUGACGUCAGCGAUGCAGGAGAAGUGGCCUUGGAUGGCACAGAGGACAUCCACGAAGUGAUGUCCAGGCUGGCGAAGAACGAGACGCCCUACUUCCUCUGGACCAUCAAGAGGGACGUCGUCGACUACCACGGGCUGAGCGGCGAGCAGGUGCUCAACCACUACGGCAGGACGGCCUCCUUCACCACCAAGAUCGGGCUGUGUGUGAGCAUGCGGAGCCUGCCGUGGUACGCCCAGGCCGACCCCGACGCCUUCUUCCCGCGCUGCUACAGCCUCUGCACGGACGGCGAGAAGCAGGAGUUCCUGGACGACUUCCGGCGCACCGCCGCCUCCAGCAUCCUCAAGUGGGUGGUCAGCCACCAGGGCUGCGCCCCCGGCAGGGCCAAGGCCCCGCGGGAGGAGGCCAGCGACGGCGACCCCGGCGGCAGGAGAGCUCCUGAAGACGCAGAGCCCGCGCUGCAGGGCCUCUCGGGGCAGCUGGUGGACGCCGCCUGCAGGGUCUGCCAGGCCUACCUGGGGCGGCUGGAGCACGAGGACAUCGACGUGGGGGGGGCCGCCCUGGACCUCACGGAGGACGAGUGGAAGGACCUGACCCAGAAGUACUACGCCCUCGUGCACGGCGACGCUUUCAUCUCCAGCCCCAGAACCCACCUCUCGCAGUGCCAGGCUCUGCUCAACAGGAUCGCGUCCGUGAACCCGCAGACGGAGAUCGACGGGCUGCGGAACAUCUGGAUCAUCAAGCCCGCCGCCAAGUCCCGAGGCCGAGACAUCGUGUGCAUGAACCGGGUGGAGGAGAUCCUGGACCUGGUGGCCGCAGACCACCCGCCCCCCAAGGACAACCGCUGGGUGGUGCAGAAGUACAUCGAGACGCCGCUGCUCAUCUACGACACCAAGUUUGACAUCAGACAGUGGUUCCUGGUCACCGACUGGAACCCCCUGACCAUCUGGUUCUACAAGGAGAGCUACCUGCGCUUCUCCACACAGCGCUUCUCCCUGGACAACCUGGACAGCGCCAUCCACCUGUGCAACAACUCCAUCCAGAAGCACCUCAAGAACGACAAGGAGCGCAGCCCGCUGCUGCCCUGCCACAACAUGUGGACCAGCACCCGGUUCCAGGAGUACCUGCAGCGGCGCGGCCGCGGCACCGUGUGGGGCAGCCUCAUCUACCCCGCCAUGAAGCGCGCCAUCGCCCACACCAUGCGCGUGGGGCAGGACCACGUGGAGGCGCGCAAGAACAGCUUCGAGCUGUACGGCGCCGACUUCAUCCUGGGCCGCGACUUCAAGCCCUGGCUGAUUGAGAUCAACUCCAGCCCCACCAUGCACCCCUCCACGCCCGUCACGGCGCAGCUGUGCGCGCGCGUGCAGGAGGACACCCUCAAGGUGGUGGUGGACCGCAAGCUCGACCGCAACUGCGACGUGGGCAACUUCGAGUUGCUGUGGAGACAGCCCGCCGUGGAGCUGCCGCCGUUCCACGGGUCCGACCUCUGCGUGGAAGGCGUCGGCCUGAGGAGAGCCAAGAAGCCGAUGCUGCCCAUUUCCCAUCUGAACUUCCCGCCUUCGCUCUCGAACAUUCAGCCCCUAAAAGCAAGGUGCCCCUCGGCUGCCUCCGACCCGGCGCCGCGACCCCUCGCCGCGGCCGGCCAGCGAGACUUGAAGCCCAAGGACGAAAAGGGCUGCCAAGGGACCUCCCUGCUCCGUGCCUAGUGUGCCGCAGCUCGCUGCCACCCUCCCGGCCCUGCAAGCGCUGCCUCUCCUUCUGCGCCUCCGUCCUGCAGGGCGUUUCGUUCGUGCCACUCGGAAGCCCGUGGACCCUGUGACGCCAGCGCCAGGGCAGCUGCGCCCCAAUUGGUGUCCGCCCAGGCCCGCGGCAGGAGCGUUGCUCGCAUCUCUGGAGACCUGCAAAGCUGGGGCCGGGGAUACAGAGCUAUUUUCGCGAAAUUGCGUGUCUUAACCACGGUGUUUCUUGUGG
Molecule: messenger RNA, 2411 nt
Organism: Talpa occidentalis (Iberian mole)
Lineage: Eukaryota; Metazoa; Chordata; Mammalia; Eulipotyphla; Talpidae
Gene: TTLL8
Product: tubulin tyrosine ligase like 8
Biological process (GO): cilium assembly; cilium movement; protein polyglycylation
Cellular component (GO): cilium
Molecular function (GO): protein-glycine ligase activity, initiating
Source: RefSeq, a predicted model, not a curated record